GAACUUCCGCCGGGUGUUGCACGCGGAGUCCCGCAAUUCGGCAGCGGCGAUGGCUGCUGCUUGUGUUGCUUCCACCGCCUGCCUCGGCAGCGUCGACGGAUCUCGGGUGGCGCGACCCGCGGCGCGCUGAUAUGGUUUCGCCGAAGGCUCCCGAACGACACUGCGGUCGCCGUGCGAGGCUUUGGACGCAAGCGUCACCGACAGCAGCCGAGAAGAGGCAGCGAUGAGCGAGUUCGCCGAAAAGGACAAGUGGGUCUGUCCCAACGACCGGGAGCUGGCGUUGCGGGCAAAGCUGCAAACGGGCUGGUCGGUGAAGACGGGAGCCCUGAGCAGCUUCUCCCGCCACGAGCAGCUUAACGACAACGAACAGGAGCUCAUCGUGGGCGUCAUCAAGAGGGCCGACAUGCUCGAACAGCUCGAACAGCGACGAGUAGGGCGCCUCGUCGACCGACUGGAGAACAUGAAGCGGAACGCGCUCGGCAAUGGAACGAGCCAGUGCGUCCUGUGCGCCAACGAGUUUGGGCUGCUCAGCGGUUCUCCGCUCACGUGCUACGACUGCAGGAAGGCCGUGUGCAGCAAGUGCAGCGUGGACACCUACGGUGCCCAGAAAGAACAAAUAUGGCUAUGCAAAAUUUGCUCAGAGACUCGGGAGAUGUGGAAGAAGUCCGGUGCCUGGUUCUACCGCGGCCUGCCCAACUACGUGGUGCCGGAGAAGAGCGAGACGAGCUGCCGCUACGGUCCCGUGCGGAGCAACCACAACGGCACUGAGGCGACCUCCGCGGCGCUCGUCGGUCGAGGAUGGCACAAGGGGACGCAGAAUGAGAAGGACCUGAGCGACAGCUCGGAAGACGAGUCGAAAGGUGCGCGCGUCAACAGGAGGGUCAUCACGAGGAAGGCUCUCUAUGAUUCCACGGACAGCGACUCGUCGGCGAGUCCACGGAUGGGGAGCGGAUUCCCGGUUUCGCCGGACCAAAGCUCGGAGCGGUUAAACAAGCCCGAUAGUUCUGGGGACUUGGCCAGGCCAGACCACGCGUCCGACGUCUCUUCGAGUCGCAACUCUCCAACGCCCAGCGUGCGCUCCCACCACUCGGACAUGGCCCCGUGGAGGCAGCGGCAACUGCAGAGGGAGAAGGAGGCCGCUGCGGCCGCCGCAGCCGAAGAAGACGACAGCGAAGACGCGACCAGUGCUCACCGAUUCUCGCCUUAUCUCGUCGAGGACCGCUCGGCCGACAGCCUGGGCAGCAUCGGCGGCACGGGCCGCUAUGUGAGCGCCCACCCGCCGCGAUCCUCGCGCCGGGAGUUGCUCGACGUGGAAGGCGGCGACGACGCCAGCAGCAACUGGAGGCCGCGCCGACUCAAGUUAUCGGCGGGCACCCUGGAGUUCUCGCUGCUCUUGCUCAACGGCGGCAAGGCACUCAAGUGCAUCAUCCAUCGCGCAAAGGAGCUCUACGGCACAGACUACAGCGGCUUUUCCGACCCCUUCGUUAGGGUACAACUACUCCCCAGCUUCAAAAAGGGUGAUACGAAGCAGACAAAGACUCUGCACAAGACCGUGAACCCCGAGUUCAACGAGACUCUCGUAUUCCACGCAGACAGCGCCAUCGACGAACGAAAGCUCAAGCUCACCGUGCUGGACGACUACCGGUUCGGGAGCUGUGCCCUUGGCUCGACCACGGUGCCGCUCUCCCUGCUCACGCCUAACCAGAUGUGCUGGCUCAAUGCAGCCCUCGACAGGAGCCGACAGGGUCAUGACGAGUCGUCGUGCCCGCUGAGCGCGGACCGUCCCCGGGUGCUGGUGUCCCUGAUGCAUGCCAGCGGCCGGAACCAGCUCAUUGUGGGCCUCGUCCGAUGCGUGCGCCUCAUGCGGAGGGACCGGACACCAACGGCACCCUUCGUGCGACUAAACCUGAAACCUGACGCCGGUCAUCCGGGCUGGAAAACAACCGCAAAAAAGAAGACUGCCGAUCCAGAGUACAACGAGGAGCUCGCCCUGAACCUGCAGUCUAACGGAGAUCUCGCCAAGCACUUUCUGCAAGUCACCGCCUGGGACAAAGACAGCGGGAAACCGGACGAAUAUCUAGGUGGCAUCGAGCUGGGCCUGCACUGCAAGCGGGACCAGCUGCAGCACUGGAUGGACGUGGCACGCUUUCCCGACCAGCGCUUCGAGCGCUGGCACCCACUGGUCGACGUGCCGCUGGUGCCUUGACGAGCACAGCGGCCUCGCUCCUGCC
Messenger RNA from Rhipicephalus microplus (southern cattle tick), 2231 nucleotides. RefSeq names its product Rabphilin (gene Rph). The record is from RefSeq and is a predicted model, not a curated record. Lineage: Eukaryota; Metazoa; Arthropoda; Arachnida; Ixodida; Ixodidae. Gene Ontology annotation, biological process: regulation of calcium ion-dependent exocytosis; intracellular protein transport; exocytosis. Gene Ontology annotation, molecular function: small GTPase binding. Gene Ontology annotation, cellular component: synaptic vesicle; synapse; membrane.